UUACCUCCCCCCGAGAUGGUGUCCUUGGGCCACCGGUGCAGGACGGGGUGUGCGGUGUAUUUAUCGCAGGUGUGCCGCGCGCCGCCCUCGCGCGCCUUGAGCCGUUUCCAGAAAGGCUUCCAUAUAGGGAAUUUCGCCGUGAGCAAGGUUCGAAGUGAGAUCUGAUCUCUGUUGAGGUCUUCUGGCCUGCCUCUGCGCUUCGUCCGGCGCCGUCCGCCCUCCGCAGGCGCGACUGGCGGCCGCUGUCGUGUCUGCUGGUGCGGGCGCCGUGCGCUGGCAGGCGGUGGACGUGCUGGGUGGCAUGUGCUGGCUGGAGGCGGUGCAGACGGCGAGGAUGGGCGGGGGUGGGUGUCGGCGGGCGAGAAGAGGAGAUGGUAUCAGGGACGGGGAGCGGUUGUGUACAUAUGAACCGCAUCUGUCGAGGGCAUACUUUGAUCGACUCCCGUUUAGCUCUCAGGCUCUCUCCGGGCCCAUUCCCGCCGCGGCCUCUCGUCCUCAGGCUCUCUAUUAGUGCCCAAGUCCGCGCUCGCCAGCUCUUCCGCGUCCCCGUCGUCCCCAGGCCCUCUUCCGCUCAGUACAUGUAUCUGGAGUAUGCCUCCAGCCCUCUGCGUCGCUGCCGACGUCGGUCGCAGCCCGUCCCAGUCCCGCACAGACCCUCCCCUCUCUCCUCUCCGAACACGUCCAGCUCCCAGGCAAAAACGAGAUGCGCCAUCCCAACGUCUGCCCCAUCUUGCCGGUCCUCCCAAUCGCGACCCAUGGCGACCCAUCCAACAAACCCCCCAUCAACUGCACAGUCCCGCACCGCCCCCAUCUCUCUCCUACAGUGCCAUCGGUGCGAGGGUGGUAACCAGCUCCCCCAGCAUGUUUUCACUCAGGGACCAGGCAGUAGAGACCUUUGAGGCUGCUCUCCAGAAGCAAGGCUCGCUCUUAUCCAACGGCAAGAUGACCUCCCCCACCACCCACUCGCCCACCAGAAUCAUCCCGCCCCGAGUCCCCGCCCUGGCGCCUCUCGCCGCCUCCGACCAAAGAGCACAGCCCGCUUCGCACGAGCCGUUUACACCAACUACGUGAGUUUUACUUUCAACGGUCCCGGUUCGUA
Messenger RNA from Phanerochaete carnosa HHB-10118-sp, 1099 nucleotides. RefSeq lists its product as uncharacterized. The coding region runs from base 592 to 1071 and encodes 159 amino acids. NCBI's taxonomy places the organism in Eukaryota, Fungi, Basidiomycota, Agaricomycetes, Polyporales, Phanerochaetaceae. The transcript has a single exon. The record is from RefSeq and is a predicted model, not a curated record.